This is a messenger RNA of Piliocolobus tephrosceles (Ugandan red Colobus), 2007 nucleotides long. RefSeq names its product HORMA domain containing 1 (gene HORMAD1). The coding region runs from base 507 to 1760 and encodes 417 amino acids. The transcript is spliced from 14 exons. Lineage: Eukaryota; Metazoa; Chordata; Mammalia; Primates; Cercopithecidae. The record is from RefSeq and is a predicted model, not a curated record.
AGGCAGGGUCUCACUUUGUUGCCCAAGCUUAUCCCCAAUUUCUGGUCUCAAGCAAUCAUCCCGCCUCAGCCUCCCAAAGUGCUGGGAUUAGAGGCAUGAGCCACCAUAUCCAGCCAACAUAACUUUUAUACACAUGGAAAAGUAACAAAUUUGUGUAAUGUGCUUUAUUGUGUUAUUUGCUUUAUUGGAUGGUCUGGAACUGAACUUGCAAUAUCUCCAAGGUAUGCCUGUAAUUGAAUGUUUACACUGGUAAGAAAUGUAUUUGGAUAUAUAAUAACCUGUAAACUAAGAAGCUUGUACUACUGAAUAAUCUCCAACUAUUAAUACCUACCCACUCUGAUCUUAUUUUAUUUCUAAAAGAGACAAAUUACAUUCAAAGCCAUCCAUUGUCCCCAAUGACAUAACGCAGUGGAAAUAGCUAAGUAGAAGACUGCUAAAGCAACUGGUUUCCUGACGACACAGGAGACUGGAAGGUUGAAUUAAAGAAAAUACUUUAUCAGAAGAAGAUGGCCACUGCCCAGUUGCAGAGGACUCCCAUGAGUGCACUGGUAUUUCCCAAUAAGAUAUCAACUGAACACCAGUCUUUGGUGUUAGUGAAGAGGCUCCUAGCAGUUUCAGUAUCCUGUAUCACAUAUUUGAGAGGAAUAUUCCCAGAAUGCGCUUAUGGAACAAGAUAUCUAGAUGAUCUUUGUGUCAAAAUACUGAGAGAAGAUAAAAAUUGCCCAGGAUCUACACAGUUAGUGAAAUGGAUGCUAGGAUGUUAUGAUGCUUUACAGAAAAAAUAUCUAAGGAUGGUUGUUCUAGCUGUAUACACAAACCCAGAAGAUCCUCAGACAAUUUCAGAAUGUUACCAAUUCAAAUUCAAAUAUACCAAUAAUGGACCACUCAUGGACUUCAUAAGUAAAAACCAAAGCAAUGAAUCUAGCAUGUCAUCUACCGACACCAAGAAAGCAAGCAUUCUCCUGAUUCGCAAGAUUUAUAUUCUAAUGCAAAAUCUGGGGCCUUUACCUAAUGAUGUUUGUUUGACCAUGAAACUUUUUUACUACGAUGAAGUUACACCCCCAGAUUACCAGCCUCCUGGUUUUAAGGAUGGUGAUUGUGAAGGAGUUAUAUUUGAAGGGGAGCCUAUGUACUUAAAUGUGGGAGAAGUCUCAACACCUUUUCACAUCUUCAAAGUAAAAGUGACCACUGAGAGAGAACGAAUGGAAAAUAUUGAUUCAACUAUACUAUCACCAAAACAAAUAAAAACACCAUUUCAAAAAAUCCUGAGGGACAAAGACGUAGAAGAUGAACAGGAGCAUUACACAAGUGAUGAUUUGGACAUGGAAACUAAAAUGGAAGAACAGGAAAAAAACCCUGCAUCUUCUGAACUUGGAGAACCAAGUUUAGUUUGUGAGGAAGAUGAAAUUAUGAGGUCUAAAGAAAGUCCAGAUCUUUCCAUUUCUCAUUCUCAGGUUGAACAGUUAGUCAACAAAACAUCUGAACUUGAUAUGUCUGAAAGCAAAACAAGAAGUGGAAAAGUCUUUCAGAAUAAAAUGGCAAAUGGAAAUCAACCAGUGAAAUCUUCCAAAGAAAAUCGGAAGAGAAGUCAACAUGAAUCUGGGAGAACAGUAAGUCUUAUGAUAAUGUAUAGUUUGAAUACAAUGGCAAGUAUCAGAAUAUCAUUACUACAGAUUAAAUUUAAAAUGAUGAAUUUGAUCUCUCUCAAUGUACCUGAGAGCUCUGAUAUUCAAAUUUUGUUUAAAUAUAUUUUGUUGUAAAAAUCGAGGUGAUUUUGAAAUAAGAUGCCCUAUGUUGGUUUAUUAGUUUUUUCCAUGUAAACAUCUCCUGUCUCAUUCUAUGAAUGAUUUAAAGUAAUCGGAGGAAUUUAUAAUAUAAAAUAAAAAUCGCUGGGCGCAGUGGCUCAAGUCUGUAAUCCCAGCACUUUGGGAGGCUGAGGAAGGUGGAUCACGAGGUCAAGAGAUCAAGACCAUCCCGGCCAACAUGGUGAAAUCCCAUGUCUACUAA